AUGAGUCUCAACAACGUUGAAGGGGACGACGAAGAAGAACUCACGAAAAUAGACACCCUAUGUGAUAUUCUCUCAAGCUUUGAUGAGGGUCGCACCCCAAGCGAGUACAAGCGCGAUGUUGUAGACAACCAGCAGCCAUCAAUGUCUUUCGACGACAUCUUCGUUCCAGGAGAUAUCUCCCGAACGAUCUAUCGGCUUGCAAUCUAUGAUGAAGCCUUCUAUCAGUACCUGCGGCAGGUGGUACCACCCGACGUGUGUGCGAGGCAGUACUAUAAUAAGCAGCUACCAGAACAGUGGAGGGAUAUGGAUGUCCCUAAAUGCGCACGCACUCUUCGUUUGCUCGUGCACCAGUUGUGUGAAGACCGCGAGAGAAGGACCACGAAUGCUCCUCUCGGCAUAGGGGCAGUAUCUCUCCUGGCUGAGACCCUCACUGACCUCGUAGAAGAGGUCUGCUUCCACAACCGAGACAUCUACGAGGGAAGCAGCUGGAACAGAAAUCAAGAGCCCAAUGAACCUGAAAGAGAACGCAAUUUGUACGCUUACCUGAUCGGAAAUCCUCCGUUCAAUCCAUCACUCCUUCUCUGGAUGAGAGACCACUUGAUCAUUGCCCGACUGCGAGCCUUCCCCGCCGACGUAGGGAGGUCCCUUUCCGAGCGUCUGACCACCAUCAAGGAGAAUAUUGAUGAAUGGGAUGCUGAUAAUAUGCCUGCGUCUCGAGCAUAUGCCGGCAGGAUUGAGGACAUGUUGCACGAGUACGAUACUACCUAG
Messenger RNA from Letharia lupina, 768 nucleotides. RefSeq lists its product as uncharacterized. The record is from RefSeq and is a predicted model, not a curated record. Bases 1 to 768 code for a protein of 255 amino acids. NCBI's taxonomy places the organism in Eukaryota, Fungi, Ascomycota, Lecanoromycetes, Lecanorales, Parmeliaceae. The transcript is spliced from 2 exons.